Messenger RNA from Linderina pennispora, 2127 nucleotides. Its product is annotated as glutamine synthetase/guanido kinase. NCBI's taxonomy places the organism in Eukaryota, Fungi, Kickxellomycota, Kickxellomycetes, Kickxellales, Kickxellaceae. The record is from RefSeq and is a predicted model, not a curated record. The transcript is spliced from 3 exons. Gene Ontology annotation, molecular function: glutamine synthetase activity. The coding region runs from base 1 to 2127 and encodes 708 amino acids.
AUGGCCAAGUCGCUGCCCAAGCCGAUCUUCGCCAGCUUCCUGAAGCAGCGCCGCGGCCGGCAUAACCUGGACAAGCCGACGGCCGAUGCGAUUGCGCAUGCGGUGCGCAUCUGGGCCAUGGAUCGCGGCGCCACGCACUUCACCCACUGGUUCCAGCCGCAGACAGGCACCACCGCCGAGAAGCACGAUGCAUUCUUGAGCCUGGUCACCAACUUUACGCCGGGCGGCGAGGAGACAACUCCCAUUGACCUGUUCUCGGGCAGCCAGCUGCUGCAGUCGGAGCCCGAUGCGUCGUCGUUCCCGUCGGGCGGCAUGCGCACGACAUUCGAGGCUCGUGGAUACACGAUCUGGGAUACGUCGUCGUCGAUGUUUGUGCAGGAUGGCCCCAACGGUACCAGCAUUCUGUACAUCCCGUCGGUAUUCAUCUCGUAUAACGGUGAUGCGCUCGACGAGAAGACCGUGCUGCUGCGCUCCAACGAGGUCCUGUCGCGCGCUGCCUGCGACCUGAUCAACCUGCUGGAGCCCGAGGCCCACGUUAACCACGUCUACACGACGCUGGGAACCGAGCAGGAGUUCUUCCUUGUUGACCGCAACAUGUACUCGCUGCGCCCCGAUCUCAAGAUCACCGGACGCACGCUCGUGGGCCAGCUGCCGCCGCGCCACCAGCAGCUCGAGGACCACUACUUUGGCCGCAUCCCGACGCGUGUCAUGCGCACGAUCAGCGAGCUGGAGCUCGAGUGCCUGCGUCUGGGCGUGCCGAUCAAGACACGCCACAACGAGGUGGCACCGGCGCAGUUCGAGGUGGCUCCGAUCUUCGAGGAGGCGUCGGUCGCGGUGGACCACAACCUGCUGACCAUGGACGUUCUGCACAAGGUCGCGCACCGGCACAACCUGCGCGUGCUGUACCACGAGAAGCCGUACAAGGGCGUCAACGGCUCGGGCAAGCACUGCAACUGGGCCAUUGCCACGGACCGCGGCGAGAACCUGCUGGACCCGACGGUCCGCCCCGAGACCAACUACCGGUUCAUCAUCUUCCUGCUGGCGGUCCUGCGCGGUCUGGAGCAGCACGCGCCGCUGCUGCGCGUGGCCAUCUCGUCGUCGUCCAACGAGCACCGUCUGGGCGCCCAGGAGGCUCCCCCCGGCAUCAUCUCGGCGUUCCUCGGCGACCAGCUGAACGAGGUCCUCGAUGCGAUCGAGCAGAACCGGCCGAUCAAGAACUUUAGCGUUCCGCAGUUCCAGUCGAUCAAGGUCGGCGGCACCGUGCUUGACGUCAAGGUGGCCGGACUUCCGCACAUCGCCCGCGACCUGACCGACCGCAACCGCACGUCGCCGUUCGCCUUCACCGGCAACAAGUUCGAGUUCCGCGCUGUGGGCUCGAAGCAGUCGCCGUCGUUCCCGGUCACGGUGCUGAACUGCGCUGUCACUGCCGCCAUCGGCGAGAUCACGCAGGCGCUCAAGGAGCAGACCGGCGACAAGCCGCGUCCGUCGACCGAGGACAAGCUGGCUGUGAUCCGCAAGUUCAUCAAGCUGACCAAGCCCGUGCGCUUCGAGGGCGACAACUACAGCGAGGAGUGGGUCAAGGAGGCCGAGGCCCGCGGGCUGCCGAACAUCAAGUCGGCGCCCGAGGCGUUCACCUACCUGAAGAAGCCCGAGCACGUCGAGAUGCUGACCAAGACCACCGGCAUCUUCACCGAGAACGAGCUUGACUCGCGCUACUACAUUCUCAACGAGCGCUACGCCAAGGACAUCCUGAUUGAGGCCGAGACCCUGAAGACCAUCAUUGGCCAGCAGGUGCUGCCCGCUGCCUUCGAGUACCGCAAGACCCUGGCCGAGUCGGCUGCUGCCCUCAAGACCGCCGGGGUCGAGACUGCGCCCGAGGUCGACGCGCUGAACGAGCUGGCGCCGCUGGUGUCUGCCCUGCAGAAGGAGUACAAGAAGCUGUCGGACGUGAUUGUCGAGUUCUGCGACGCCCACACCGAGGACGCCAACGUCCACGCCCAGCUGGCCUACAAGAACGUCGUCCCGGUCAUCGCCAGCGUGCGCGACGCCUCGGAUGCCCUCGAGGUCGUCAUUGCCGACAAGUACUGGCCGCUGCCCAAGUACACCGAGCUGCUGCUGACUGUCUAA